AUGAAAGCGCUUGUUCUCAACACAUCUCUCCGGACGGCCAUCGUGGAGGAGCUCGAUCGUCCAACUCCGAGCGCCGGAGAGAUUCUGGUUCACGUUCGCGCGAUUACCCUAAAUCCAGUUGAUGAGCUCUACGUUACUUCGCCAAUUGCAGGCCAGGAGAAGCGAAUCAUUGGCACUGAUUUUGCAGGAGUUGUGGUUGAAGCUGGGCCUGCGAUAAAUGAUUCUUCAGAUUCUCGAGUCAAGUCAGGUGCGAGAGUCGCUGGCUUUCUGCAGGGUGCCUGCUCCGUCAAUGACCGCCCCGGAGUAUUCGCAGAAUACAUCACCAUUCCUUACGAUUUGGUAUGGGCCGUCCCCGAAGGCCUCUCGCUCGAAGAAGCCUCAACCAUCAGCAUGUGCGGCCUGACCGCUGCGCAAGCUAUACAUGGUAGACUCGGACUACCCAGCCCUUUCUCCAAAAGUCCUUUAAAUGAGUCUGAAAAAGAUUCCGAAGUAACCAACAUCUUUAUCUACGGCUCGUCAACGUCAGUCGGCUUGUACGCAGCUCAACUAGUCCGGAUCGCCGGAAAGGCAUCUGGGAGACCUGUGAGACUCAUAGGUGCUGCGAGUUCUUCCAAGCAUGAAAUACUUCGGAACAAGCCUUAUGGUUACGAUGUGCUUGUCGACUACAGAGAUCCAGAAUGGGUCAAGAAGGUCAAGGACGCUACAGACGGGAAAGGAAUUGAUCUUGCACUGGACUGCAUUUCAGAAAACAAGACUGUGUACAACACUCAUGAUACCCUGGCGUCUUCAGCAAAGUUCGCUGUGAUUCGUGGUCCGGUCGGGGGAGAAUAUGAUCCAGAGUUGUUAAAGGUCAAGCCUAUCUAUGGUGCUGUUUGGGAAGGACUUGGCGUUGAGGUGGGAUAUAAUGAUGCCGUUCUACCAGCAAAUCUGGAUGCGCAUUCAUUCGCAAAGGAAUUCUACAAGUUUCUUGGCAAACCUUUGCCAUCUGGCAGGGCGCAGUUGGAGCCUAAUCCUGUGAGGCUUAUGCCUGGAGGGCUUGGUAAAGUUAUUCCGGAUGGCUUCUCCCUCUUGGGAAGUGGCUCUGUGAGUGAAAGGGUGAAGUUGGCGAGGGAUGAGGACUAUAUGCGCCCGAUUAGUGCGGAGAAGCUAGUCUAUACUAUUAAUUAA
This is a messenger RNA of Fusarium sp. VM40, 1167 nucleotides long. Lineage: Eukaryota; Fungi; Ascomycota; Sordariomycetes; Hypocreales; Nectriaceae. The record is from the annotation of a GenBank genome assembly.